AUGGUGGUCACUAGGUCAGCGAGGUCUCGGGCCUUGAUCUCGAUCUCGGCCGCUGAAAGCUCGCCACAGAAGAAGUCUGCUGGAGAUGGAAUUACCAGGAGUAAAAUUGAAGAGCAUCCAGAAAGCAAGAAGGAAUCCCAGUCCCAUGUCCCUAGUACUGCUGAAUCACCUACUACCCAGAAACAAAGUCUAAUCCCUAGAACUUGUAAAACUGGAAAGAGGAAAAGCAGAACUGAGGCCUCCUUACCAGAGAUGAUUGUUGAACCAGCUACUGAUGGGGAGACCUCUGAAGCAGAGUCAAAUUGUUCUGUGUCUGAGCUCCAGGAUCACAUUUUAAGAGUAAUUAGGAGAAGGCAGAUAUUAGUUCCACACACCCCUGUGUCCAGUGUUAGGAAAAGACUGAAAAUAACUCCCAUAAAUGAGUCACAUACUAAAGAAGUUUCUGAAGCAGAAUCUCAUAUUUCAGGUAUUUCUAGAAUUGUGCCUUGCACAGUAGUAACUACAAGAACCAGAAAGUAUAAGGCUAAAUUCAUAACAGAUCCAAGCCAAGAAUCACACACACAAGAUAUUUCUGAUGCUGAGUCUUCAUGCUCAGACAUUUCUCCAUUUUCAGGAAUUGCAACUGGGAGAACAACCAGGAGUAUGCAGGGGAAAUUAGAGGCACAGAUUGAGGAGAAAGAUUCUGAGAGUAUACCAGAAAAUGAAAAGCAAAUCACAGCUACACUUAUGAAUUCAGAGGAUUCAGAUACCGGACAAACUUCUCAGUUACUAGCAAAUUCUAUUGCUCAAAUAAACAAGACAGACUUCUGUAAAAAUGAAACUUACAAUAAUUUUGAUGAUGAUUCCUUCCAUGGAAAUUCAGAAAAAAUACUAACAGUGCAAAAACGUCCAAGUUUUAAUGUAAGUAAGGGCGAAAGGGCCAAUGUUACAGCUCUAAAAGAAAUAACAAAGCAGAAUUCUAAGAGUUUGGAUGAAGAAGCUAAAGGAAUAAUAGAUGAGGGAAAAGAAACUAAUCAGGAAAGUUCUCAGUUGAAGAGUCUGUCUGAACUUCAGGACACUGGACUUCAGCGUUUCGCCUCUCAAAGUCAUUCAACCCCCCGAACUAACAAAACCACAUCAGAGUCCGCAUAUCUGAACCAUGAGGCUAUAAUGAAAUCAUUAGCUCGAACAUUUGCAGUUGUGGAAGUAGACAGAUGGGAUGAAGAGAAAGAACACACCUUAAAAACAAGUGACUUGGUGCAGUGUGAUGAUGGUGGUAAUAGUGAUAAUGAGAGAGAAGACUGCACAGUUACAGGUGUUACCAAAGACAUAAACAAUGAAAAGAAAGCAGAUUAUGAAUAUAGUACAAAAUUAUACACAUCUCAGGAUACGGAUGAUUCUGUUUUAUUAGUUCUCAGCAGUGAUGAAAGCCAGCACUCUGAAAACAGUGAGAACGAAGAGGACACCGUGUGUUUUCUUGAAAAUGGUAGUCAAAGGGAGUCAUCGAAUAGCGACUCAGGAAAUAUGUCACGUGACAAUGCAUUGUUUGUAAUUGACACAACUCCUGGAUUGAGUGUUGAUAAAAAUUUUUACUUGGAAGAGGAAGAGAAGGCAAGUGAGGCUGCCAUUGAGAAAGAACAAGAAGAGCAGGAGGAAGAAGAGGAUGAAAAAAGUGAAGAAGAUCCAUCAGACUAUGACAUAAGUAAAAAUAAUGAGCUCAGUGAUGAAGAGGACAUACUGAAUAACACAAAAUCUAAACUUCUAAAGUUGACAAGCAGCAGCAUAGAUCCUGGUCUGAGUAUCAAGCAGUUGGGUGGUUUAUAUAUUAACUUCAAUGCAGACAAAAUAAAGUCUAACAAGAAAACCCCAACACAGAUCAAGGAGAAGAAGAAAAAUGAGCUUCUGCAGAAAACCAUCAUUACUCCUGAUUUUGAAAAAAAAGACUGUGUCCCACCAUAUAGUGAAUCCAAGUUUCAACUUCAGAAAAAACGCAGAAAAGAGCGACAAAAAACAGCAGGUGAUGGCUGGUUUGGUAUGAAAGCUCCAGAAUUGACAGAUCAACUUAAAAAUGAUCUCAAAGCACUGAAGAUGAGAGCCAGCAUGGACCCAAAAAGAUUUUAUAAGAAGAAUGAUAGAGACGGCUUCCCCAAGUAUUUCCAGAUUGGAACCAUUGUUGACAAUCCAGCUGACUUCUACCACUCACGAAUUCCCAAGAAGCAAAGGAAAAGAACUAUUGUGGAAGAACUGCUGGCUGAUUCUGAGUUCAGAAGGUAUAACCGAAGGAAGUAUUCAGAGAUCAUGGCUGAAAAAGCAGCAAAUGCAGCAGGAAAGAAAUUUCGAAAGAAGAAGAAAUUUCGCAACUAAGAUUCACCAAGCAAAUCAUGAUGUUUUACAUCUCCCUUUAUUUGCCAAAGAUGUUUUAAAAACUAACACCAUUACAUAAUUUAAAAUAGACUGGCCCUGUUUGUAUAGGGAUUUCUGUUUGGAAAAAGUUCAUUUGAGAGAGAAUCACAUGUCUCCUGGGAUAAAAAUAGGUGAAUUUACAAGAGACUCACCUGGGCUUUAGAUAUUUAAGUGGAAAAAAGGAAAAGGAACAUUAAACAUUGUAAGAUAAUUAACAUUUUUGUAAAGUUUUCAAUUUUAAAGAAAAUUGAAUUAAAAGAUGUUUAGAAAGCAUAAAGUUUGCUAGCAUGUUCAAAGAACUUUAAAAAAAAUCAUAGCUAUAUAAGUAUCAUAAUUAAUGUAUGGCUUAUAGUAUGUGUGUUUCUUGAGGGGGUGGUUGUUGGAUAUGAAAUGCCCUCUAGUCAGCUGUGAAUUCAGAGCCAGAAAGUUGGUGAGUUUGAAAUUUAGAGAUUUGUGUCUCAUGAAAGUGAUAGUUGAAAGCAAAGGAAUGAUAAAAAGUAUUCUUGGAGCAUUAGAGAUCUGCUUCUCAUAAAAGUGACAGUUGAAAGCAAAGGAAUGAUAAAAAGUAUUCUUGGAGCAAAUACAUGUUAGCUAAAGACCAAAGGACUAAAUGAAGCUUGGGGAGUAUAAAUAGGACUUAAAAGAUAAAGAAAACCACCUAGAAAGUUUGGACAGAAGGUAGAAACAACAGCUGAAGAGCUGUUUUCCUUCCUUGG
Messenger RNA from Choloepus didactylus (southern two-toed sloth), 3098 nucleotides. Its product is annotated as deoxynucleotidyltransferase terminal-interacting protein 2-like. Gene Ontology annotation, cellular component: nucleolus. Gene Ontology annotation, biological process: RNA processing. Bases 1 to 2343 code for a protein of 780 amino acids. The transcript has a single exon. NCBI's taxonomy places the organism in Eukaryota, Metazoa, Chordata, Mammalia, Pilosa, Megalonychidae. The record is from RefSeq and is a predicted model, not a curated record. Gene Ontology annotation, molecular function: RNA binding.